Molecule: messenger RNA, 705 nt
Organism: Morchella sextelata
Lineage: Eukaryota; Fungi; Ascomycota; Pezizomycetes; Pezizales; Morchellaceae
Exons: 3
Coding region: 1-705 (234 amino acids)
Biological process (GO): carbohydrate catabolic process
Cellular component (GO): extracellular region
Molecular function (GO): cutinase activity
Source: RefSeq, a predicted model, not a curated record
AUGAAGCUCUUCAUCACUUUGGCCCUCCUAGUUAGCAGUACCUUGACUACAGCCCUGCCUGCGCCGAGCAAUACUGUAGACUCCGAUGCUAUAGUCAACUCGCCAAUACACCAAGCCUACAUUAAGGGCGCUUUUUCCAACAUUGGCGGGUCUUCUCGAAACGACACCCGAAACGACCUAAUUGACGGCAAGUGUAACGAUGUUAUCGUCAUUUUUGCCCGGGGCGCGACAGAGCCUGGGAAUAUUGGGACCAUCCUGGGGCCUCCGUUUUUUGAUGCGAUUGAGAAGGUUGAGCCUGGCAGAAUUAUUGCUCAGGGAGUCAAUGAUUACCCUGCAGAUAUUUAUGGAUUUCUCACUGGUGGAUCCAUGACUGGUGCUCAAUACAUGGCUUCUAUGGUCUCCCUUGCAGCAUCUCAAUGCCCGGAAUCCAAGGUCGUUCUUUCCGGUUACAGCGAAGGAGCACAAGUCACUCACCUGGCUGCGGGUUACAUUCCCGAAGAUCUUUACUCAAAUGUUUCUGCGAUCGUUCUCUUUGGAGACCCAGACAAUGGCGACGCCUUCCCCGGCUCCUUAAACGACAACGUCAAAGCCUUCUGUAAUGAUGGGGACCUGAUCUGUCAUGGGCUUCCGAUCGUUCUUGAAGCGCACUUACAUUAUGACCAUGAUGUAGGUAAGGCUGCUGCCUUCGUCGCUGCAAGGGUCUGA